AUGACAGCUAUGCAGGCCAACGGCGGCAGCGGCAUUAGCGAUGUUACUGCCACCGCCGCGACCACGGGGGAGACCUCAGGUGGGGAAGCGGGGCCAGUGGGACGGCUGGAGGCGGCCACGGCGCCAACGGACGCGGCGGCGCUGGCCUACUCAGAUGCGGGUGCCACCGGCGUAGACGGCCUAGAUGAGACGCGCAAGUUUGUGUUCGCGGAGGAAUGGGGCUUUUCGCGCGUGGGAGGUGACCUGCCGGAUGGCACCACGCCCGCCACGUUUGCCGACAUGUUUCCCGAGCGUUUCUUCGCCUUCAACCCCCUGCGCGCGGUAACGGCGGUGGCGCUACCACUGGUCGCUAUGGCCGUUGGCUACGGCUGGCUGUGGUACAUGCACUCAAUCUGCCCCGCCUGGCAGCAGCUCGCGUGCGCAGCCCUUAUCGGCACCGCUUACACGGGCCUCUUUAAAGUCGCCCACGAGUGUGCGCGCUUCAGCUUUCUGCCUGAAGCUCCUCGCCUCCAAGAUGCGCUAGGGCUUGUCCUCAUGCUGCCGUCGUUGUACCCCUUCACCUCCUGGCGCCUCCAUUACAUCCACCAUAUGGCGCACCUCAACAUGCUGUGGGAGGAUACCUUUGGCUGGCACCCGUACACGAAGCUGCAGCUGGCCACGGAGCUCCUCUGUGGGCAGCACUGGCUCCUGGCACUGCGGCGCCUGGCGCUGACCACACCGCUAAAGCUGUUUGCGUCCGUGGGCCACUGGCUUCGCUCCUUUGACGGGCUGGACUUGAAGCGCUUCCACAAAGACACCUACUGGGCUGUGCUGGCGGGCUGGUCUGGGCCCAUCCUGUUUUUGGGUUUCGGCAUCCCGGCUAUCAUUAAGAUGUUUGGCUUGUCAGUCCGUCUAGCCGACCGGGCUUGGGGGGGCUUAGUAAGCGGCUACCUGCUUCCCUGGCUGGUCUUCCACUUCUGGCUGUCCACUCUAUCGCUCCUGCAGCACACCGCACCGCAUAUUCCAUUCCGCGCCGAGGACGCGGGCUACGACUCCGGCCGCGCGGCCAUCUGCGGCACCGUGACGGUGCGGCUGCCACGGCCUCUGGAGCUGCUGCUUAACGACGCCAACUACUCCCUACCGCAGCUGGUGGCCCCUGGGAUGCCAGUGUUUCACGCGCGGGAGGCGUAUGAGUACAUGCGGGAGCGGUUGCUGCCGUACCUGACGGAGGCGACGCUUAGCGUAAAACUACUGACCAACCAUAUUACCAAGUGGCAGGUUUAUGAUGCGGAAAAGGAGACGUACCUUCCUCUGGAUGAGGUCAUGCAGGAGCUCGAACGCGACAUUGCCACUCUUAUGGAGGAGGCUGAGCAGGCGGAGGAGGAGGAGAAAGUUUCAGGGGGGCCAAGUGGCGGAGCGGUAGAGGGGCAGGGCAAGCGCCUGGCGCAGCUGUUGGGUGCGCAGCUUAAGCAAUACAUUUCGGAGGUUCGCAGCAUCAGCAGCUCAAAUGCUGCUGGUCGGGGAGCGUUGGGCAGCGGCCACACGCCUACGACGCAGGUCGUCACUGGCCAGCAAACACGCUCUCAUGCCCAGGUCGCAGUCCAGCAGGCUACACAGCAGCACUUGAAAGUUGUGGUGCCGGCCAUCAGGACCGAUCUGGUCGGAGCGGUGUCUAUGGUGUCUGAUGGCGAGAAAGUGGAGCCAGGCGUCUUCAAGAACAUUGACGGACACCGCUUCGACGACGGUCGCUACCAGGCUUUUAUUGAGGAAAUCACAAAAUUUAUCCCCAAGGAGCGGCAGUACACCGACCCUGUCCGCACGUUCGCGUAUGGCAUCGACGCGAGUUUCUACCGCCUUAACCCAAAGCUGGUCGUUAAGGUCCACAAUGAAGAAGAAGUUCGGAAGAUUUUGCCCAUCGCGGAGCGGCUCAAGGUGCCGGUCACCUUCCGUGCUGCGGGUACAUCCCUCUCGGGCCAGGCUAUCACCGACUCGGUGCUGAUUAAGCUCAGCCACACCGGCAAGAAUUUCCGGAACUACACCGUGCACGGCGACGGCAGCAGCAUCACAGUGGAGCCGGGCCUCAUCGGUGGCGAGGUUAACCGCAUCCUGGCGGCGUAUCAGAAGAAGCACAAGCUGCCCAUUCAGUACAAGAUAGGCCCAGACCCGUCUUCCAUCGACUCUUGCAUGAUCGGCGGCAUCGUGGCCAACAACAGCAGCGGCAUGUGCUGCGGUGUCAGCCAAAACACAUAUCACACGCUCAAGGAUAUGCGGGUGUUGUUUGUGGACGGCACGGUACUGGAUACGGCAGAUCCGGACAGCUGCGCGGCCUUCCUCAAGAGCCAUAAGGCCCUGGUGGACGGCGUCGUGGACCUGGCGCGGCGUGUGCAGGCUGACAGGGAGCUGACGGCUCUUAUCCGUCGCAAGUUUGCCAUCAAAUGCACCACCGGCUAUUCGCUGAAUGCGCUGGUGGAUUUCCCGCUGGACAACCCCAUUGAGAUUAUCAAGCACGUCAUCAUUGGCAGCGAGGGCACUCUGGGCUUCGUGUCGCGGGCCACCUACAACACUGUGCCCGAGUGGCCCAACAAGGCCUCGGCCUUCAUCGUCUUCCCGGACGUGCGGGCGGCAUGCAUGGGUGCCUCCGUGCUCCGAAAUGAGACCUCUGUGGACGCAGUAGAGCUGUUUGACAGGGCUUCCCUACGCGAGUGCGAGAACAAUGAGGACAUGAUGCGGCUGGUGCCAGACAUCAAGGGCUGCGACCCCAUGGCUGCCGCGCUGCUGAUUGAGUGCCGUGGCCAGGACGAGGCGGCGCUGCAGGGUCGUAUUGAGGAGGUGGUCCGUGCUCUUACCUCGGCGGGCCUGCCGGUGGGAGCGAAGGCGGCUGAACCCCGCCCCAUCACCGCCUAUCCCUUCCACCACGAUGCCAAGAACUCGAAAGUCUUCUGGGACGUGCGCAGGGGUCUGAUUCCGAUCGUGGGUGCCGCCCGUGAGCCGGGUACCUCCAUGCUUAUUGAGGACGUCGCUUGCCCCGUGGACAAGCUGGCGGACAUGAUGAUUGACCUGAUUGACAUGUUCCAGCGCUAUGGCUACAACGACGCUUCGUGCUUCGGCCACGCGCUGGAGGGCAACCUGCACCUGGUCUUCUCUCAGGGCUUCCGUACCAAGGAGGAGGUACAGCGAUUUGCGGACAUGAUGGAGGAGAUGUGCUACAUCGUGGCCACUAAACACAGCGGCAGCCUGAAGGGCGAGCAUGGCACAGGCCGCAACGUGGCUCCCUUCGUUGAGAUGGAAUGGGGCAGCAAGGCGUAUGAGCUGAUGUGGGAGCUCAAGGAGCUGUUUGACCCCAAGUACACGCUCAACCCCGGCGUCAUUCUCAACCGGGACCCCGAUGCGCACAUCAAAUUCCUCAAGCCUUCGCCUGCUGCUUCGCCAAUCGUUAAUCGCUGCAUCGAGUGCGGCUUCUGCGAGUCCAACUGCCCCUCCCGGGACAUCACGCUCACGCCCCGCCAGCGCAUCGCCGUGUACCGUGAGAUGUACCGCCUGAAGCAGCUGGGCCCGGCCGCCAGCGAGGAAGAGAAGCAGCAGUUGGCAGCCAUUACAAGCUCCUAUGCUUACGAUGGCGAGCAGACGUGCGCCGCCGACGGCAUGUGCCAGGAGAAGUGCCCCGUCAAGAUAAACACAGGCGACAUGAUCAAGGCUCUCCGCGCCGAGCACAUGAAGGAGGCCAAGUCCGCCAGUGGUGCUGCCAUGUGGAUGGCUAACAACUUCGGAGUCCUCAACGCCACAGUGCCGCGCUUCCUGAACCUCGUUAAUUUGGCGCACAGUAUCCUGGGCCCCAAGCCGCUUGAGGCCAUCUCCCGGGCGCUGAACGCUGCCACCAAUCACCUGGUGCCCGUCUGGAACCCCUACAUGCCCAAGGGCGCCGCGCCGCUGAAGGUGCCCGCUCCGUUCCCUGCACCCGCGGCGUCCUCUGGCGGCAUCCCCCGCCGAGUGGUGUACAUGCCCUCUUGCGUGACCCGCAUGAUGGGCCCCGCGGCGAGCGACAAGGAGACGGCCUCUGUGCAUGAGAAGAUUUUGAGCCUCUUCAACAAGGCCGGCUACGAGGUCAUUGUUCCAGAGGGUGUCAGCAGCCAAUGUUGCGGCAUGAUGUUCAACAGCCGUGGCUUCAAGGACGCCGCUGCCGCCAAGGGUGCCGAUCUGGAAGCGGCGCUGCUCAAGGCAUCCGAUAACGGCAAGAUCCCCAUCGUUAUGGACACUUCGCCAUGCCUGGCGCAGGUUAAGAGCCAAAUCUCGGAGCCAGCGCUACGCUUCGCGCUGUACGAACCGGUUGAGUUCAUCAGGCACUUCCUGGUUGACAAACUUGAGUGGCGCAAGGUGCGGGAGCAGGUGGCCAUCCAUGUGCCCUGCUCAUCCAAGAAGAUGGGCAUCGAGGAGUCCUUCGCCAAGCUGGCAGGAUUGUGUGCGCACGAGGUUGUCCCGUCGGGCAUUCCCUGCUGCGGUAUGGCUGGCGACCGUGGAAUGCGCUACCCGGAGCUGACUGGCUCCUCACUGCAGCACCUAAACCUGCCCAAGAGCUGCAGCGAUGGCUACUCCACCAGUCGCACCUGCGAGAUGUCGUUGUCCAACCACUCGGGCAUCAACUUCAGGGGCCUGGUCUACUUGGUGGACGAGGCGACUAGCCCCAAGAAGGCGGCAACCGCAUGAGGCCGCCAGAUGGCUGGAGCCUGAGUUCUCGAGCUUAUUUCAUUUUGUUAACUGUUUUCUCGGUGUGAAUCGCCAGGUUGCUUAGUUGCGGAGAAAAGCACUAGGUAUUUGCCUGGGGCCAUGCUUGGCGCUUGGGUUCAGAGCUUCUGGAUUUUGGAU
Molecule: messenger RNA, 4839 nt
Organism: Volvox carteri f. nagariensis
Lineage: Eukaryota; Viridiplantae; Chlorophyta; Chlorophyceae; Chlamydomonadales; Volvocaceae
Exons: 24
Coding region: 1-4680 (1559 amino acids)
Biological process (GO): lactate catabolic process
Molecular function (GO): iron-sulfur cluster binding; D-lactate dehydrogenase (cytochrome) activity; D-lactate dehydrogenase (NAD+) activity
Source: RefSeq, a predicted model, not a curated record